Molecule: messenger RNA, 2208 nt
Organism: Nicrophorus vespilloides
Lineage: Eukaryota; Metazoa; Arthropoda; Insecta; Coleoptera; Silphidae
Product: inhibitor of nuclear factor kappa-B kinase subunit beta-like
Exons: 9
Coding region: 99-2192 (697 amino acids)
Biological process (GO): tumor necrosis factor-mediated signaling pathway; peptidyl-serine phosphorylation; positive regulation of transcription by RNA polymerase II
Cellular component (GO): IkappaB kinase complex; cytoplasm
Molecular function (GO): ATP binding; IkappaB kinase activity
Source: RefSeq, a predicted model, not a curated record
UGAUGUUUAUUUAUAUCUUUUGUGUAGCUGGUUGUGUAGUCAUUUGUACAUAGUUUGUAAUUUUGUGAUGGUUUGAUAUUUUAAUAAGAUUAUCAAUAAUGAAUGAACCAAGGAUUAUAGGGGAUUGGAAAAAUUUAUUAACUUUGGGAUCAGGUGGCUUUGGUACAGUUACUCUUUGGAAAAACAGCAUCACCAAUGAUUAUAUUGCAAUAAAAAAAUGCAAAUGGACAUCACCUGAAAAUAUUCCACUGAAGCAGAGGAAACGUUGGUGCAAUGAGGUUGAUAUUAUGAAAGAGAUUAAGCAUGAGAACAUCGCGAGUUACAAGCCGAUGCCGGAUCUGUUGGCCAUGGAAUUGGAGAAGUACAAUAAGAGUCUCCUUCCGAUGCUCCCGAUGGAAUACUGCGAGAACGGGAACUUGCGAAUGUUCUUGAAGCAACCGGUCAACAUAUGCGGCUUGCAAGAGGAAGAGUUGCGGUUCUUUCUUAAGGACAUGAACAGUGCCAUAGCGUAUUUGCACAAUAGAAAAAUCACUCAUAGAGAUAUUAAGCCAGAGAACAUCGUCAGACAAAAAAUUGGAAAAGAACAAAGAAUGAAUUGCAACAUAUACAAACUGAUCGAUCUCGGAUAUGCGAAGGAACUGAACUCCGUGACCGUCAGCUUCGUAGGUACACUUCACUAUUUAGCUCCAGAGAUUCUGAUGAACGAAACAUAUAACUGUAACGUGGAUUACUGGUCAUUCGGUAUUGUCGUCUUCGAAGUAAUCUGCGGGAUAUUACCUUUUUUGCAUAGAAAGAACCCAGCGCAAAGACAUGAAUGCUUGAUUAAGAAGUCGCCUGAUGUAAUUUACAUAUACGAAACGCUCUCAGGCGAAACGAAGUAUUCGAACGAGAUCACCAUCGAAAACAAUGUUUCUCCUUUACUAAGGAAGCACCUAGAAAGAUGGUUGAGGAUCAUGCUCAGAUUCGAUCCCAAAGACAGGGGACUUACUGGUAAUAGUAGGAACGUCUUUGAAGAAUUGGAUCAUAUCCUGAAUACGCGCAUAAUCCGCGUAUUUUCUGUUUUCAAUUAUCGCAUUUAUCAUUACGAGAUCGAUGACACUACUAUGUUAAGUACGCUGAUGGAUUGGAUCAAAACUGAUACUAGCAUCUCCAUCGAAGAUCAAUUGCUCAUUAUGGAUAACGUGUAUUACGAUAACAAUGAUAGGAAAGUCUUCGAAUGUUUUGACGAUAUAAGACCAAAUAGCCUUUUAAUGCUUUUCAACAAGAGAAGUUUCAACGAUAAUUCUAAGAUUAAUUUUCCGGUGCAGAUCAGAGGUCUGUUCUCGCCUAAACCAUUGAAUAUUGACAUACUGAAGACGUGCACAAACUUCGCCGCCAAUUACAUGCUGAACCAGGCGAAUCUGAUGAACUGCACUAGGAAAGCGCUUCGGAACCAGUACGAUUACACAGCUAAUUUGUUCUUGAAGGAGUGCCAGUCUUUGGAUCAGCUGAAGACCGUUUCCAAUAGACUGCUCAUAUUGAUUGGUGUUCUGAAGAAUGUUAAUUGUACGCGUCUAGGGAUGAGUGCGGAUGCCAUCAAAGAACACAAUAAAUGUUUGAGGCAAUGCAAGGAACUGAUUGAGAACGUUAACGCAGCAAAUUCUCGACACAGGAAACUCUGUGUACAGGAGACGGUGCUGAAUGCGUCCUACAAACGCAUCUCUUCCUUUCUGAAUGAUCUGAAUCCAGAGCGAUAUUUCCAGGAAGCCAUGGCGUGUACUUCAAUUUGCAGCAAUAUGGAGCAGAAGCCUAGGAAGAUCGUUGUGCUGAUAAAUACUUAUGUCAAAGAACUGUAUGAGCUACUCCAGAAUGAUGAUAUCAUCGUACAUUUCCCAGCUUCCAUGAAGUUUUUACGAGAAACUGUGAGACUAAUGAAGUGGAUACGUGCACUUCACGACGAAAUAUUGUUUAUGGACGAACAACUGCAAAAGAAUCACGUGUCUAUUAUCCAAAGUUUAUCUGCUGGCAUUAGAACGGUUCAUAGUCAGGACCUGAAUACAAAGUUAUCGCAGGCUUUUGAUGGCAGAACCGACCAAUUGAUUGAACUCAACACAGCAUUGAGAUACAGAAUACAAGAGAAUAUUGAUGAAAUUUACACCGAAGAAAGCCAAAACGCGAAUAAUAUUCCCAGGCGAGGUUUAUUGAGAUUAUAAAACUUUAUUAUGUUGU